Fundulus heteroclitus (mummichog) is the source of this 633-nucleotide messenger RNA. RefSeq names its product hemoglobin subunit beta. Gene Ontology annotation, molecular function: oxygen binding; haptoglobin binding; oxygen carrier activity. The coding region runs from base 73 to 519 and encodes 148 amino acids. Lineage: Eukaryota; Metazoa; Chordata; Actinopteri; Cyprinodontiformes; Fundulidae. The record is from RefSeq and is a predicted model, not a curated record. The transcript is spliced from 3 exons. Gene Ontology annotation, cellular component: haptoglobin-hemoglobin complex; blood microparticle; hemoglobin complex. Gene Ontology annotation, biological process: oxygen transport; hydrogen peroxide catabolic process.
CAGACAGUCUUACACCUUUGAUCAUCACACUCGUUUUUGCGAAAAGUCAGAGGAGGCUUUCACACCGUUACCAUGGUCGAGUGGACAGACGCCGAACGCAACGCCAUCGCCACCCUGUGGUCAAACAUCGAUGUGGGUGAAAUUGGUCCCCAGGCCCUAGCCAGGCUUCUGGUUGUGUUUCCAUGGACCCAGAGGUACUUUUCCACAUUUGGCGACCUCUCCACCCCCGCAGCCAUCGCCGCAAAUCCCAAAGUGGCGCAGCAUGGGAAAACUGUCAUGGGUGGUCUUGAAAUCGCUGUGAAGAACAUGGACAACAUCAAGGCUGCCUAUGCCAAACUGAGUGUUAUGCACUCUGAGAAGCUCCAUGUGGAUCCCGACAACUUCAGGGUUCUUGCUGAAUGCAUCUCAGUGGGUGUGGCUGCCAAGUUUGGCCCCAGCGUCUUCACCCCUGGUUUCCAGGAGGCUUGGCAGAAGUUCCUGGCUGUGGUGGUCUCCGCUCUGGGCAAACAGUACCACUAAGCGUCUAAAGUGGCAGACCACUGAAGAGGUGCAGCAGUUACACAAGUCAUCAUGACAUCGAUUUCUGAGCAAUCAAAUGCUGCCAAAAAUACAUGAAUAAAAACUCAAAUGAUA